CUGGGAGGCUGGGAGUCCACUGAUGACUGAACGCUGAAGCCCUUCCGCCGUUCCGCGCCACCAUGCGCCCACCACGGCUCCGCGCCGCCGCCGCCUCUCCGCCGCUCCCACGGCGCCGCAUAUGCACCGACGCUGCCGCCGCCACCUCCUCCGCGGCAUCUUCCUCUCCUUCCUCGCCGCAGCAGGGCGCCGCCCAGCCCCUCUCCGCCCAAUUCGCCAGACCCCUCGCCGCCCGUGGCCCUGCCGUCGCCGAUGACCUCGCCUCCUCCCUCCGCGCGCUCCUCGCCUCCUCGCCCACGCACCCGCGCGCCUUCCCGCUCCUCCGGUCCGCCGCGCUGCAGGCGCGCCUCCCACCGGACGCGCUCGUGGACGCCGUCCUCUCCGCCGCGGACGCCGGCUCUCCGGCCGCGGCCGCGCUCCUCAGCAGCCUCCUCGCCUGCCUCUCCCGCUCCGCCCGCGAUUGCUCGGCAGCCACGGCCGCGUACGCCCGCAUGGUCGCCCGGGGCGUCGUCCCGGACGCCAAGUCCCGCACCGACCUGCUCGUUGUCACGGCGCGGAGCGCGUCGGCCGCGGACGCGCUCGCGGUGUUCGACGAUAUGCGGAGUAAGGGGUACCACGCCGACGCAAUGAUGUACGACGCCGUCAUGCGGGCCUGCGUCAGGGGAGGGAUGCAUGGGGACGCCGUCAGGCUGUUUGACGAAAUGGCCAGUGCCGGGGUCAAGCCCGACGAGCACGUGUAUUCUCUCAUAAUCGCAGCCUUGUGCAAGCUGCACGAUGUGGACAGAGUGCUCCAGGUGCUGGGGGAGAUGAGGGAGGCAGGCAUCAGGCCAUGGGACUCGUACAAUUACGUGGUGGAUGCGCUCGUGAAGGCAGGAAGGAUGGAGGAGGCACUGCAGGUUAAGGAUCAGAAGCUGCUAGCUGCUGGAAAGAAGAUGGAUGUGGUUCUCGCGACGACGUUAAUGCAUGGGUAUUGCUUGCAUGGUAAAGUUGGGAAAGCACUGGAUUUGUUUGAUGAGGUUGUCAGGGAUGGUUUGGCACCUACCAUUGUAACAUAUGGGGUUCUGUUAAAAGGUUGUGAUGCAGAGGGGAUGACAGAUAAGGCAUACGAGCUAUGCAGACAGAUGAUAGAGCAGGGAUUGUUGUCAAGCGCAUAUGAGUUCAAUUUGGUGAUCAAAGGUCUCUUGCGAGACAAACGGUGGGAGGAUGCCAUCGGCUUGCUUGAGGUUGUGGUUGAUACUGGGGUACUGGAUGUCUACACAUACAAUUGUCUAAUUCAUUGGCUCUGUCAGCAUCACAAACUCCGCGAGGCACUCAACUUAUGGGAGAAGAUGAAGGAAACAGGAAUAAAACCAUCUAUUGUGACAUACCACAGCUUGCUGCUGGGUUACUGUGAGAAGGGGCACAUGGAUGAAGCACUCAGGUUAUACUCUGAGAUGCCUGGGAAAGGAUUCACACCUAACGAAGUCACUUACACAACUCUGAUGAAAGGUUACAUCAAAAAGAACUCUUUUGACAAGGCCUAUGCCCUCCUCGAUGAAAUGCAUCAGCAUGGGGUUUCUUGCAAUGACUAUACAUAUAACAUUCUCAUAAAUGGACUUUGCAUGGCCAAUCGUGUAUGUGAAGUUGAUGACAUGCUGAAGAGAUUUAUAAGUGAAGGUUUUGUUCCAACCGCAAUGACAUACAAUAGUAUCAUCAAUGGAUUUGUGAAAGCUGGUAUGAUGGGCUCAGCAUUUGCUAUGUAUCAGCAGAUGUGUGAGAAAGGUAUAACUCCCAAUAUAGUAACAUAUACCAGUUUUAUUGAUGGUUAUUGUAGGACAGACUGCUGUGAUCUGGCAGUGAAGCUGCUCAAUGACAUGAGGCACAAAGGCAUUCAACCUGACAUUGCUGCAUACAAUGCUUUCAUAAAUGGGUUCUGCAAACAGGGGAAUAUGUCACAUGCACUCCAGUUUUUUGUUCUUCUAUUGAAAGAUGGUUUAAAACCAAAUGUUAAUGUCUACACUAGUUUUAUUACAGGGUACAAGAAUUUGAAAAUGAUGGAAGGAGCUUCAAGGUUCUAUUAUAGCAUGCUCAAAGAAGGAAUUGUUGCUGAUACAGCAACCUAUACAACCUUAAUUGAUGGGUUCUCAAAAGCUGGCAAUGUAGCCUUUGCUUUGGACCUGUACUCAGAGAUGUUGGCCACUGGCAAUAUUCCUGAUGAUAAAACUUUCACAGCAUUAAUACAUGGCCUUUGCCGAAGUGGAGACAUUGAUGGUGCUAAGAAGUUAUUGGACGAGAUGAGAAGAUUAGAUGUAGGUCCAAAUGUUUUUACUUAUAACAUGAUGAUAAAUGCAUACAUCCGUGAUGGUAAGCUGCAAGAGGCAUUCCAAUUGCAUGAUGAAAUGCUGAACAGCGGAGUUGUGCCUGAUGAUACUACAUAUGAUAUACUAGUUGGCUUGAAACCUGUGGAAGCGAGUCCCGCAGAUGCAGAAAAUCCUGUUCUAAAUUCUGCCAGUUAAAGUAUGAAGAUCCUUAAGUCAGGCUUGAGCAGAUUGAAAUUUCCAUUGUAUGACACUGUUCAGAUGGGAAAUUUGCACUGUAAAUAAAUUGACGUUUUGACAAUGUCAUAUGAAAGCGAAGGUAAGAAGUGGAACAUGAAUGUAACCAAUAUCUUUUCAUUUUUUGACUUCUACAUCACUGUUGAUUCUUUAUUCCACUCCAACAUUCCUUUGUCUUUUAUCUUUCGUAAUUACCCUUUUCCAAUACUUUUCUUAGUUCUUUUUUAUCAAAACUUUCAGUUCAGUCUUUGGUUGUAAGGUUCAGCUGAUAUUAUGUGUACCUUGUGGAUGUUCUGAAUUCAAACACUUUAGUUGUUGGAUCUGACCUGAAUA
This is a messenger RNA of Panicum virgatum (switchgrass), 2867 nucleotides long. Its product is annotated as pentatricopeptide repeat-containing protein At3g54980, mitochondrial-like. The transcript has a single exon. The record is from RefSeq and is a predicted model, not a curated record. Gene Ontology annotation, molecular function: protein binding. NCBI's taxonomy places the organism in Eukaryota, Viridiplantae, Streptophyta, Magnoliopsida, Poales, Poaceae. The coding region runs from base 63 to 2495 and encodes 810 amino acids.